Molecule: messenger RNA, 2460 nt
Organism: Marasmius oreades (fairy-ring Marasmius)
Lineage: Eukaryota; Fungi; Basidiomycota; Agaricomycetes; Agaricales; Marasmiaceae
Exons: 15
Coding region: 340-2343 (667 amino acids)
Molecular function (GO): flavin adenine dinucleotide binding; oxidoreductase activity, acting on CH-OH group of donors
Source: RefSeq, a predicted model, not a curated record
GUUCAGUACGAUGUUUUUGGACGCUUAGAGAGUCAAAAAUGACCGUUUCUCUCGGAUAGUUGGGCAAAGGACGAAGUAGUCGCGGGUUCCCGGCCAGUCGUAGGAUUUCUAAAUUGGUUGAAUGAGCUGGAAUGGACAGCCUUGUUAGAUAGGCAGUUGGUUGCACUUUCCCGACGUUUUGUCCCUGAGCUACCGAAGUACCCGUCCGAUGCGUUAUCCACCUCCGUAUACGCGAUUAUGCACUGCUCACUUCUCCGACCUCUUCGCUCGUCCAUAAAUGCGUAACCUCCUAUUCAUGGCUGCCGUUUCCCCUGUGGGUUCGCUUUGUCACUGCCGUGGAUGCUUUGCAACCGGGCGUCAGCGUCAAUCGGUACGACCCGUACCUUGAAAGCUCCAUCAUCGCAAUGGGCCGACGUGGCGCACAAAAUGGAUAAAAGGCUUGCCAUCUUUCGUAUGUCCAGUCAGUCUAUACCCAUGUUUGCCCUACCUUUCGCCCUCGUUUUACUUUCGCGCCUUCAUGGCGCGUUUGCGUACGAUUACGUCGUUAUUGGCGGAGGAGCUGGUGGCUUGACGGUAGCCAGCCGCCUCGCAGAGGACACAACGACCAGUGUUCUUGUCCUUGAAGCAGGUCCGAAUGCUGAGCAUCUCCCAGAGGUUUUUGUUCCAGGGUUAAUCGGUACUGGCCAAUCGUUCACUACUCUCAACUGGCGAUACCAGACCACACCUCAAGCUCACCUGAACGGAAGAAACCUUACGGUGAACGCUGGCAAAGCCCUUGGAGGUAGUACAGUUAUCAAUAGUAUGAUUUUCCCCCGCGCUCAGAAAGAGCAGUAUGAUGCUUGGGGGACACUUAACGACGAUUCUUCUUGGACUUGGGAUGCGCUACUUCCAUAUUUCAAGAAAUCAGAGAUCAUGACCCCUCCAAAUGACUAUCAAAUCGCAAACGGAGCCUGUUAUCUUCCAGAGGUCCAUGGUUUGGACGCCCAAACAGGGAGGGUCAAAGUCGGCUUCCCCAAUUUCUACUUCCCGCAGUCAGCGCUGUGGCAAAACACCUCCGUGGGGUUGGGAUUCCCAUCUUCACCGGAUCUGGCGAAUGGAGAGACCAACGCUGUGGGCAUCGCACCGGAUUCACUUGAUGCGGCUAAUAAUACCAGAUGCUCCGCCGCAUGUGCGUAUUAUACGCCUUUUGCGGACCGACCUAACUUUAAGGUCACCACCAAUGCUACGGUAUCGCGGAUUCUGUGGUUCGGUGGGAAUGGAUCAUCACUCGAAGCGUCGGGAGUGGAAUAUUACCUUGAUGGACAAACCGUGCCCCUCGUGGCCAAUGUUUCUCGCGAGGUUAUCGUCUCUGCCGGAACUAUAGGUAGCCCGAAGGUGCUUGAACUAUCAGGUGUCGGGAACUCCACGAUUUUGAAAGCUGCUGGUGUAAACCCAGUAUUGGAACACCCUACAGUGGGAGAAAACCUAGCAGAUCACGUUCACAGCUGGGCGAACGCUUUCACCAACAUCAGCCUUACCAAGGACGUUCUGCAGCAAAACCCUGUUUUUAAACAACAGCAGCUUGACCUGUGGUACAAGAAUCGGACAGGGUUGUAUUCCGCUGCUCCUAGAUCACUGGGGAUCGCUGCACCUUCAAAUAUAUUCACCAAGUCGGAAUUGAGCAAACUCAUAAAAGAGGCGCAGGCAAAUCUGACUCGAAUUGCGGGAGAGUUUUCGAAUGGCAACGCAGGCUUAGCCAAGGGUAUUGAGGCUCAACAUAAGAUCGCGCUCAGGCUAUACCAACAGGACAAAGAAGGGCCGUUGGAGAUGAAUUUAGAACCUGGUUAUUCAGGACCAACCUCUGCAGAUAAACGGCCACCAAGGAACUACACCACCAUCAACGCCGUCUUCUACGCCCCUCUUUCUCGUGGCCGAACCCACAUCGGCUCCUCGGACCCACUCGCACCUCCUCUUGUUGACCCGGCGUAUUGGUCUCACCCAUUGGACGUCGCUGCUCACGUUGCUGGAAUCAAACUCGCUCGUAAGAUGUUGACCAAUCCGCCGUUGAGUUCCAUAUACACAGCGGAAUUUGAGCCGGGUGAGGAUAAGAAGACGGAUGGGGAUAUCGAGGCGUGGUUGAGGGAUGUAGCGACGAGUGAUAAUCAUGAGGUUGGGACGCUUGCGAUGAUGCCGAGGGAGUUGGGUGGUGUGGUUGAUACGUCGUUGAAGGUGUAUGGGACGAAGAAUGUUAGAGUUGUUGAUGCAUCGGUUAUUCCUUUCCCGAUUAAUGCACAUAUUUCAUCGACGGUUUACAUGAUUGGAGAACGGGCUGCUGAUAUAAUUAAAUCUAAUUUGGAGAGUUAAUUGUAGUGUUUAUCCAAGUAGCAUAAUCCAGAAGUAUUGUUAAUCUUGUCUAAAUUCUAUAUCCCUGGUAGUAUAUCGGUUAGUACACACGCCUGUCAUAUAUUGGUUAAAGCGCGC